UGAACACUCACACACCUCUUUGGACUAAAUUGUACAGAAGAACCCCCAAACCAACCAUUAUAUUACAUGUGAUCGGACUAUGCAUGCUACACACAGAUAAUUUGUUAACCUUCAGUCAAAAACAGCCUGCACCGAGACACACUGGGACCUACUUUUUCUUUUUGAAAAUCUAUUGCAAAAUCUACUUCUGCAACAAGGCAAAAACGGGGUGAUCGUAUUGGAUUAGAUGCAUGUCAAUGAUUGCGUACCUUUUGUAGGAUAACUCAAGAAGCGAAGCAUAUCCGAGAGAGGGGAUAUAACAGGAUAAAGCGAAAACAGAGAGAGGCAAAAGAAACAAAAAAGUUGCAUUGCCUGUUUUCCACGCGCCGUAAUGCCGAGGUACAACUUCUUAUUGUGCUUGAUGGUGCUCGUGUCUCUGGGACAGUCGGGGAGCGAUGAGGCCAAUCUGCUGUUGCCCUCUCCCAGCGAGACACCCACGGAUGCCGGGCUGUCCCUGCUGGACGAGGACGCCGGUUCCCACGAGUGCUCUGCCUGCGUUUGGAGGGAGCAGAGCAAAGUGCUGAGGCUGGAGACCAUAAAGUCACAGAUCCUGAGCAAGUUGCGUCUGAAGCAAGCGCCCAACAUCAGCCGGGAGGUGGUCAAUCAGCUGCUCCCCAAGGCGCCUCCGCUCCAGCAGCUGCUGGACCAUCACGACUUCCAAGGGGACGCGUCGUCCCAGGAUGAGUUCAUGGAGGAGGAUGAGUACCACGCCACCACGGAGUCCGUGAUCACCAUGGCCUCUGAGC
This is a messenger RNA of Labrus bergylta (ballan wrasse), 785 nucleotides long. The record is from RefSeq and is a predicted model, not a curated record. NCBI's taxonomy places the organism in Eukaryota, Metazoa, Chordata, Actinopteri, Labriformes, Labridae.